Messenger RNA from Oldenlandia corymbosa var. corymbosa, 2580 nucleotides. The record is from the annotation of a GenBank genome assembly. NCBI's taxonomy places the organism in Eukaryota, Viridiplantae, Streptophyta, Magnoliopsida, Gentianales, Rubiaceae.
AUGCCGAAAAAGAUGGGAGUUAACAGCAAAGCCGAGGCGGCUAGGGCUAGAAAGAGCGCGGCGGAAUCCGAUCGCAAGGAUCGGGAAACGCGGGAGAAGGAAGAGCAGUACUGGCGGGAAGCUGAGGGUGCCAAGUCCCGCGCCGCCAAGAAGAAGGAGGAGGAAGCCGAGAAGCGCGCAGAAGCCGCCGCUCGUAAGGCUGAGGCCAAACGUUUGGCUGAGCUGGAGGAGAAGGAAUUGGAGAAGGCUCUGAAGAAGCCGGAUAAGAAGGCCAAUAGAGUUGCGGUUCCGUUGCCCAAGGUCACGGAGGCUGAGCUUCGGCGUCGUAGGGAGGAAGAACAGGCGGCGAUUCUGAGGAAGGCUGAAGAGGAGAAGAGGAAGAGCAGCCGUACCGCCGCGGAGGAGGAGUACGAGAGGAUGGUGCUUGUUGAGAAUAGAAACCGUGAUGACUCCAUUCUUGAGGCCAGUACUAUUGAAGAAGCCAUUGCUCAGAUGACCGUCGCCGAUAGUUUGCCUGUAGAUAAGCAUCCCGAGAAGAGACUCAAGGCUUCUUUCAAGGCUUUUGAAGAAGCUGAGCUGCCGAGGCUGAAAGAAGAGAAACCGGGUCUCACACAUACUCAGUACAAAGACAUGAUCUGGAAGCUGUGGAAGAAAUCUCCUGACAAUCCUCUUAACCAGUAUCUACGCGACUUUUUCGGGACCGACGUCGUGGUUUCUGCUGUUAAUGGAUCAUAUAUACCGACUGAAGUUUGUCCUUUUGCCUUCUUGUAUGAGAUAUGGACAACCCCUGGUUCGGGGAGAAAGAUCAUGGGAGGACUUGUAGUUACUGGCUGGAAGUACAGCUGGAUUGAUGGACUUAAAAGCACCUACCAACCAUUAGCAAGUGCCCAGAACAAUCAAAGGGUUGGGAGUAAGAAGAGAACAAUCAUUAUUGGUCUCAAGUCUGAUAACUACAGUAGAGAAAUUCUACUUCGCCUGCUUAAUGUAGUGGUGGUUCCAGGAGACAAUGUAUUGGCCAUUCAUGUCAAUGAUGGGAACAGUAACUUUGAUGCCAACACUUUCCACAUCCAUGAAGAUCUCUGCAAGUCUAAGCAGGUGGAUUUCCAAGUGAAAGUUUGCAUUGGCAGUUGCUAUAUAGCUGAACUGAGUCACCAAGUUCGGAUACAUUACGCCACAAUUCUUGCAGUGGGAUGCAGUAGCCCAUGGCCUAAAGAUUCAAAAAUUAAUAAAUAUUUAAAGGCAUUGCCUCCAAGUUGCUCACUUCUGGUUAUGGAUCACGGAGGCAGAAUGUUGACGCAGAAGUGGGGAACUUCUCAACAAGGUUCUCCAGCAAGUAGAGUAGUCCUCCGCCGGUUGUCUGCACCAUUUGUUUCUGAAUUCAGUUCCCAAAGACGAUCAGAAAGUGGAUGUCAUCUCCAAAAGUCACUCACAGUGCCCUCUUCCUCGGGUUCAUCACCUACAGAGCAAGCUGCAAAUGAAAGAAAACUGCUGGGUGUGAGAAAAAAUAUGAGCAUUCCACAGGUAACUCACAAAUUGUUUGAAAAACUGGCUACUUUAGAAGUCAAAGGUUAUAGCAGACGCUUUUCUCAAGAAGAACUGAAGUUGGCCACCAAAGAAUUUUGUCUUGAGAUGUUAAUUGGGGAAGGAGGGUGUAGUAAGGUGUAUCGAGCUAUCCUUGAGGAUGGCCAGGCAGCAGCAGUCAAAGUACUGAAUGAUUCACCGAACUCCGAAGAGGAUCUUUUGCGGGAGGUGGAAAUACUGAGCAGUUUGAAUCAUGAAAACAUAAUUCGGCUUCUGGGAUUUUGCUACUGUAAAGAUUUGCGGGCUGUUGUGUACAUUCUACUCAAGGAAAGUCUGAGGCAGAAACUUAAACAGCUUAACUGGGAUGAGAGAAUGCAACUUGCAAUUGGUGUAGCCAAGGCUUUAGAUUACCUCCAUUCCUUUUGUCCUCCUAUCAUACACAGGGAUGUGAAAUCCUCUAACAUCCUUCUAUGUGAGAAUAACAAACCACAGCUCUCAGAUUUUGGAGCUGCAACUGUGUUACAUCAAAACCAUCCAGCAUCAUCACCUGUAAUCACGAAGCCGAUUCAUGUGGUUGGAACUUUUGGAUACCUGGCACCCGAAUACAUGAUGUAUGGCAGAGUUGAUGAGAAGAUAGAUGUGUAUUCUUAUGGGGUUGUACUUUUGGAGCUCAUCACUGGGAAGGAGGCUAUUCAAACAAAAUCAUCAUGUUUAUCUGGUCAAGAAAGCUUAGUGUUAUGGGCAAGGUCACUUCUGAGCAGCGGUCUGUAUGAGCGCCUCAUUGAUCCUAACCUGGAGGAAAAGUACGACAAAGAUGAGAUGAAAGUGAUGAUGAUCGCGGCUCGGUUGUGUCUUUUGCAUUCAUCAUCUAGAAGGCCCACUAUGAAGACGGUGUUGCGCCUGUUGGAGGAGCCGGAGAAUUGGCUAGAGAUGCAGAGAAAUAGAGAAGAGCUCCUAAAUGGGAACAACACAGCUACAACGAUUAGUAGUAGUAAUGGUCAAAUAGAGAUAAACGAAGAUUCAUUGUUGAACGAAACUCUGUUGGGGGAGGAUAACUAG